AGGCACACUGGUAGAUGUGUCGUCCUGGGCACGACGCAAAACUGCCCCCCAACCCAAGGUGUGGUGCGACCCGUGCCGAGGGGUGCGUGGCACAGGGGAGCUGUGCCUCGAACGGGGCCUCUGGGAUACCGGGCGCCCUCCCAGAGUAUCCAGCCUAGCCCGGGCAAGCGGGGCUCUGUCCGGGUGGUCCGCACUUUCCUCAGCUUCUCGUGGGAUCAUAGAGAAAAAAUCUGAAAUUAGCUCCGAGCGAGCAGAUGCCGAAGAUUCCAGGGGACCUCUCUGUGAGGCGACCCGGGAUUCAGAACAGACCGAAUGCGAACUAGGCACCAGGGGACCUCGAGAUGAGGUGACCCCGGGCCUCGUAGGUGAUAAAGGUGCGGUUGCAGAGGGAGAUUCUUCUAAACUCGCAACGGGAGGGACCUCAGCUGCCGUACCUGGUGCUGGGGAAACCGACAAAUCCGAAAACAGCUCUGAAAGAGCAGUCCGGAGAAGGGACGACAGUGCUGCAGAGGGGGGGAGCUUGAACCUCGCAGAAAAAUCGGUGCCAGGUGUGUCUGCCAUAGAGACUGUAGAUAUGACUUCGACAGAGAAGUCUGUGAAUGUUUCUGGGGAACGACACAUUACUGAGGUUGUGAAGAUGGAGAAAAUGGAAGUAUCGGGAGAUGGGAAUUAUGAGGGGAUGAAAGAACUGGAAGAGGAACAAGAAUGUGAGGCAACACGGGAGAGAGUAGUACCGAAAACUGUACCAAAGGAAUGGAAACCAGAGGAAGACAUCCGAAGUCCUGAAAUACGUUAUGGCAAUAUUAAAAAAGUAAAAACUAAUGCUGACAAUGGGGAAGCACCUGAUCAGCAAAAACACAACUUGAAAGAAGUGGAAUCAGGUUAUAUUAUUAAUGCUGACAACUCUACAACUGAAGAGGUCAACGAAAAUGGAACUGGGGAUUCGGAGGAAAGAGACACGUCUGAAUUUUUCGUAGAAGAGGCAGUGGAUACAUCGGGACAAGCUGAGAAUUCUGGAGGGAUGGGAGAAGAACAGAAAGAGGAACAAAAUGGUGAGGUUCCUGAAGAGGAAGAUGAAUCUGACGCAUCUAUGAGGAUGGAAACUGAAGUGGCGGAAACAGAUGUCAGCCAAGAGCAACUCAAAAAGAAGCGUAUGUCGGGUGCACAGAAGCGAAAAAUGAGAAUAAUGGAAGCCUUGUUGGUAGGGGGGAGAGUGCUAUCUAAAGCUGAACGAAAGAAACGGAAACUAGUAGAAGAAACCCAAAAGUCUGAAACAAGUAAUAAAGUUGCCAAAAACAAUAAAACUGUCACUGAUAGUAAGGGAGUUGAUAAAAAAUUGGAAAGUAACACCGAUGAAGUUAAGCAAAAACGCAAAUUGAAAGAAGCGAAUUUGGACAAUACCACAACUAAAAGUGAAUCUGACACGAUGAGUAUGGCUGUCGUGCCCGAGGGCUUUCCAGACAUCAAGAUGACAGAGGAACAGGCAGAGAUGCUGGGAACUGCACUUGUGGAGAGGAUUAAUCCGUCAGACAAGGGAGAACCAAUCCAGUUUUCUGCCAUGCAGUACGAGAAUGGGGGCUUAGCAUUCACUUGUGCCAACAGGACGACUAAAGCGUGGCUGUGCAGUACUGUACCAAAGAUCGACCCGUGGCCGGGUGCCAAGUUGGAAGUCGCACAGGCGGAGACCACAUUGAAGGGUACCACAUUUGUACUGUGGGUGAUAAAGGGGAUGAAUAAGAGAAGUAACCAGCAGAUUCUGGACUUUCUUCAGAAGCAAAAUGCAGACAUCUCCACUACCGAGUGGAAAAUCAUCAAGAGAGUAACAGAGACAGACAAAAGGAUACGGCUGACUAUUUGGGUUGAUGACAAAUCUUCUGAGGACUUGAAGGCACGCAAUUUCAAAGUAUUCCUCGGUAUAACUCGAGCUAGAUUCGUGCGGAUGUCAGAAUGGAAGAAGCUGAUGGAAAAUGUCAGUUCAAAGAAGCAGGGUAAGAUGCAGCCUGCAGACCAGAAUCAGUCGCGACUGCCUGCGAAUUGCAAACCACACCAACCUGCCGUAAAGAAGUCCUCAAUUAAAAAUUCUUCACAUACUCGGUUACCCAUUUCGGGUCCUAAUACUCUGCAUCAGUCUCGGGAACCUGAGCACACAGACCCAAAUCGAGUCUCAGAAGAGCCCCACGAUCGUGGUUUUGGCAGAUCAAAACGAUUACGAUCACGAGGAGGAGAUAGAACACAACACAAGGAGCACAGAUACACCACGGAACAAACUGAGGAAGAAAGGUUCACAACUACAGACCGUCGAGAGCCUCGUGCUUCAAGCAACAGAGACCUUCUUGCUUCGGACCGUUGGGAGCGUCGUGCUUCGGGGAGUCGGGAGCGUCGUGCUACGCGCAGUCGGGAGCGUCGUGCUUCGCGCAGUCGGGAGCGUCGUGCUUCGGGGAGUCGGGAGCGUCGUGCUUCGGGGAGUCGGGAGCGUCGUGAUUCGCGCAGUCGGGAGCGUCGUGAUUCGCACAGUCGGGAGCAUCGUGGUUCUCGCUGUCGGAAGCAUCGUGGUUCUCGCUGUCGGAAGCAUCGUGCUUCAGACCUCCAGGAGCUUCGGGCUUCGCCGCGCUGCGAGCGCAAGUAUCGGGCCUCGCCGCAUUGUAAGCGCGGGUAUCGGGCUUCAACACACCGGGAGCCUAGUGCUUCACCCCUUCGAGAGAUGAUAGAGACAGAUUACGGAGUCCCAGAUCCUCCGCAGCUAAGUGAGACGAGGUAUACUGUUUCCGAUCUGGCAUCAUCUCACAGUUCGAGAUACUUUUCGUCGCACCAGGAUCAGUGUGAGAACCAAAGGUUCAUAGGCUCAGUUCUAUCACCGUCCUGUGUCUCUAGAAUCAGUGACCUGGAAAUGUCUCUUUUAAUGUCUGAUCUCGAAUCUACAGUCCUGACUUCACAACGGCCGCGUGAACGUGGGGUUAGCACUUCAGAACUGUCACGGUCACGAGAAGCUAGUUACAUUGCAUCAGACCGUGCACAGCGUAGGGAGCCUAUAUACAUCUCAGAUGAAUCCCAAGAAGACGAGUACUUUACUGCAGAUCGCAGGCAGUCAUUUAAGACACGUUACGAAGCCCCAGAUCCUCCUCUGAUUAGUGAGACGAGUUACACGGGUUCAGAUCGGACACAGUCUCGCGAUUCCAGGCACUUGUCUCCCAACCAGAAGAUGCCUAAGGACCGAAGGUCCAGAGGCUCAGAUAAACCGUCACCCCAUGUCUCUCGAUUCAGCAAAUUGGAUGAGCCCGCUGCAGAAACUGUCUUACUACGGAGUGUCGUAUCUAGAUAUCUGGAUUCAGAGCAGCCCCAUGAGCACGGGUUUGUCACAACAGAACUAUCACAUUUGCAAGAUGUCAGGUCUGCCAUAUCGGACCGAGCGCAGGAAAACAGGUACCUCAUUUCGGACCUUCGACAGCAUCUCGAGCGUCGUAGGGCUCCAGAUCCCCCUCAGAUCCGUGGGUUGAGGUAUAAGGCUUCAGAUCUGGCACCAUCUCUUAAUUCCAAAUGUGCGACUCCAAACCGGGAUAAACCUGAGAGCCCAGCGUUCAGAGGUUCGGGUCGACCACUGUCCCGUGUCUCCAGAUUCGGUGACCUAGACGAAUGUCUUACAGAAUCUGCAAUAGAUGUCGAGUCUGAAUUCCUGCUCUCACAACAGCUACCUGAGCGUGUGUUCAGCACACCGGGAAGGUCACAGUCGCGAAAAGCUAGUUAUGUCCUAUCGGAUCUAGCACAGCGUAGGGAGCCUGUACGCACCUUGGAUCGAACGCAGGAAAACAAAUACUUUACUUCAGGUCACAGGCUGUCUUUUGAGACAGGUUACGGAUCCCCAGAUCCUCCUCAGCUUAGUGAGAUGAUGUAUACCGCUUCAGAUCGUGUGCUGUCUCUUGAUUCCAAAUCGUCAACUCCGAACCGAGAUGAGUCUCGUGGCUCCAGGUAUGUGGCGAGACACUAGUUCCAUCGUAUCAGACCGAGCACAGAGAGGUUCGGAUCAACCUACACCGUGUGACUCCAGAUUCAAAAACUUCGACAAGCUGGCUUUCCAGGAACUGAAGUUAAGAGGUUCAGAUCACAUUCAGGCCAGAAAAGGUAGAUUUAUGGAAUGAGGUCCUCUGUACUCUCUCGAAUCUGGAUCCAAAUUUUCAGAUCCCCAGAAGGUCAGAGAACUUGAUAAAACAGUUUUUGGCAUGCCAUGUUACCGAAAAACCAGAUUUUCAGGUCCAGAUUUUUUAUCCGAGCAGUAGAGGUUAUCAUACACGUGCUGAUAGUGGCUUUAGUUUGCUGUAUCUAACAUUCCAAAUUGUGGGGCCGUUUCUUGAAUAAUAUUAAAAUAAUUUUAGUGUUAAGUUAUAUGCACUGUCUAACA
Molecule: messenger RNA, 4393 nt
Organism: Schistocerca cancellata (South American locust)
Lineage: Eukaryota; Metazoa; Arthropoda; Insecta; Orthoptera; Acrididae
Exons: 1
Coding region: 575-3982 (1135 amino acids)
Source: RefSeq, a predicted model, not a curated record